UGAAAAUACCCUUAAAUAACUUUGAUGUAACAUUUUUGAACUCAUCAUCACCGUCCAAUUCCAAACAGAUGAAAACAAAGAACACCAACUAAAACUGUCCUAUAAACCACCCUAAAACUCCCCUAACAAACUUAUAUAAAUCAACCCCAUUACUGUAUCUCCCGUCGCCUCUUCUCAUUUCGUUUCCUCCAACCUUCAUUACUAACUUUCCUUUCCGGCCGGCCACCACAUCUCUCCGGAACCGGGCGAAAAUGAGCUCAAUCACUCCCUUUCUUUCUCUUGCAGCCCCCACCACCACCUCCUUCACUUCGAAACCGAAGCAACUCUCAGUCUCUUCCAAGCCAACGACGUCGUGUUAUUGUUGCUAUUCGAAUAAUGGUUUGAAGCUGCGUGGGAGGAAGGGUUAUUUUGACAUUACCAAAAGAAAUGGAGGAGGGCUGUUUGUAUUUGCCCGUUCGACUACCCCGUAUGUCCGGAGAGUUGGGUGGCAAAGGCUUUCGUUUGGGUAUGAAACAGGUGGUGGGGCCACGCAAGUAGCAACGAAGGGUGAUUUGUCUCAGGUUUUGUCAGCGAUGCUUCCUUUUGUUGUCGCUGUUACUGCUGUUGCUGCUCUUGUUCAACCCUCCACUUUCACCUGGGUAUCUAAGGAUAUGUAUGCUCCUGCUCUUGGUGGGAUUAUGUUGUCGAUUGGAAUUAGACUUUCCUUUGAUGAUUUCGCACUUGCAGUCAAAAGACCUUUACCACUAUCUGUUGGACUUAUUGCACAGUAUUUGCUUAAACCGGCUCUUGGGAUUAUAAUUGCAAAGGCAUUUGGCAUGUCUCCGAUAUUUUACGCAGGCUUUAUCCUCACAUCUUGUGUUGCAGGGGCUCAGUUAUCUAGCUAUGCUAGCUUUUUGAGCAAAGGAGAUGUGGCAGUGAGUAUUCUACUCACUAGCUUUACCACCAUUGCUUCAGUGCUUGUCACACCUCUUUUAACUGGCCUUCUCAUUGGAUCUGUUGUUCCUGUUGAUGCUGUUGCUAUGUCGAGGUCUAUUUUACAGGUUGUUCUUGUUCCUGUCGCUCUUGGGCUUGUGCUCAAUACCUAUGCAAAACCUGUCAUCGCUAUCCUCCAACCUGUGAUGCCUAUUGUUGCUAUGAUCUGUACUGCCUUGUGCAUUGGUAGCCCUCUUGCCUUGAAUAGGAGUCAAAUUCUUUCAAAAGAGGGUCUACAAUUGGUUCUUCCUGUUUUGACAUUUCAUGCUGUGGCAUUCGCUAUGGGAUAUUGGAUCUUAAAAAUUCCUGCUUUCAGGCAAAGAGAAGAAGUUUGCCGGACAGUUUCAUUAUGCGCAGGAAUGCAGAGCUCCACCAUGGCAGGGCUUCUUGCAACCCAGUUCCUCGGAGGUAGUAGUCAAGCAGUUCCACCAGCGUGCUCUGUUGUUGCCAUGGCUGUUAUGGGUCUUUCUCUUGCCUCUUUCUGGGGCAAUGGUUUCCGUAUUCGAGACCUACCAUCACUACUCAUCCCAUAAACUGGCUCUGCUGUCCAGGCUUAAUGAAGCAAAACUCGAAACAUCUUUGGGGACUGAAACAAGCUAAUUUUAACGUGCAGAGAGAGAUGGUCAUGUUUUAACUGAUCCUCACAUGAACAUGAUCCUCCUCGCAAUGGAACAGCAAUAAUGGAUCCAGCGCAAGCCGGUCAAAAAUCAAAAUGUUGUACGGUAGUGAAAAAAGAAAUAAACAUAGAAAGCGGAAAAAUGACUGUACCUAGGAGUUACUAUAGUUAGAAAGGCGCUUUCUCUAGCUUCACCUUAAGGCGCUAACGUAUGUAUGUAUAGUAUAGAUAAGGUAUAUAAAUCACAAAAUAUUGUGCAUCAAUCUGGAUGUUCAGUCUCCCUUUCUCUCUCAUUGCCACACUCCCAAACAUUCACUGUAUCCAGGGGCAGGUCAUAGUGUUUCUUGCGCAGAAACGAUAAAGUGCUUUUAGUGGACGAGUUUUUAAGCUUCUCCAUAAUGAAGUCUCCUAUCAAGUCCAUGACAACAGUUGGGUUAAGUUCGGCUUGAUUUUGAGACAUGGAUUUAACACAGGGCUUACUUUGGUCACUUUUUUUUGUCCCAAUGGCAUGCAGAUUCAUGAUAUGAACAUAGAAAGCCAUGAACAAAGUUAAGACGCUGUUCGCCCAAUCCGACCUAAUACAUUUUAUUCAUGGGAAAAUUGUCAAGAAGUCAUUGGACAACAGUUACCAACAGCUCAAAGCCACAAGUUUAGGUUCUUCAUCUGAAUGGGGGUCAAUUGGCAUGUAAGACAGAACAAGAUUAACAACCCAAAAGCAAUUGGUCACUGUCAGGUUUUGAACUGUGAGGGUUUGAAUAGAAAAUUUCUGCUCCAUUCACGUUCCAAGCAUUCCAGUGAUGGGAGAAUAUGGUGGACCCUGGAAUAAAUUUCCAAUUUGGCACCGCAAUUAUGGGCUACAAAAAUGCUGUUUCAACUUUCAAGCAUAU
Messenger RNA from Durio zibethinus, 2475 nucleotides. RefSeq names its product putative sodium/metabolite cotransporter BASS3, chloroplastic. The record is from RefSeq and is a predicted model, not a curated record. Gene Ontology annotation, cellular component: membrane. NCBI's taxonomy places the organism in Eukaryota, Viridiplantae, Streptophyta, Magnoliopsida, Malvales, Malvaceae.